AAACAUGACAAACAAAAUUUAAAAACAAAUAAGAAUUUGCCAAUAAAAAAAGCCGACAAACAUAAACACAAAACGAAUCACUAAAUAAAUAUUUAAUUAGGCGAAAAAGGCAACAAAAUAAUACACAACACAGCAGUAAUAAACAAAAAUAUGCAGUAGUAAGGGCAGUGGCAGUAGUAGACCGCAAAAAAACGAAAUAAAAACAAAUGAAAAAUUAACGUUUGCGCAGCUGAGGAGACACAUAAAAAAAGACAAGUGAAACUAAAAGAAACCUGCUAAUUAAAAAUAAGACCAGGAGGUGCAAAAGCGAAAUUUUGCUACAAAAAAAUUAAAUUAAUUUCUUAAAAAAUGAAGACUUUGGAAGAAAUUAAACAAGAAUAUCCGUUGCACUGGCAUAUCUGGCAAAAUAAUGUCGACGAACUGGGGGAGUUGCUAAAAAAUGAAAAAAUUGAUAAGGAAAAAAUCGAUCCCCGUGGCCGUACACCUUUAAUGUUAGCGGUGAAAUUAGCACAUUUACAAUGUGUCAAAUAUCUUUUAGCUGCCAAAUGUAGUGCCACCUAUGAGCAUGAGGGUUGGUCAAUUGUCCAGGAAGCUGUUUGUUCGAGUAAUGAGGAAAUUUUAACUGCCAUACUGGAAGUACGAGAUUUACAACGUCAUGUCCAAAGAGUUACACAUGUCCCAAAGUUAUUGCAACAUUUAUUGGAUGCUCCGGAUUUUUACAUAGAAAUGAAAUGGGAAUUCACCUCUUGGGUUCCCCUAAUGUCACGCCUUUGUCCAAGUGAUACAUACAGAGUGUACAAGCGCGGAGCUAAUGUACGAAUAGAUACCACACUGUUGGGUUUUGAAAAUAACACCUGGCAACGAGGGAAUCGUUCAUAUAUAUUCAAAGGAUUAAAGGACAGUGCUACAAUGAUUGAAAUCGAUCAUGACACCCAUGAGGUAAUGAUUGAACAAAUGAGCUCUGAUAUUGGUGAUAUAGUUGCAAUACCACCGCCCAUAGGAUCGGUGAGAGCGCGCCUAAAUGCCCCCGUCAUCACAAAUAAUAUUGAAAUGGAAAAAAUCAGUUUUGAACGCAACAAAUCGGGCAUUUGGGGUUGGCGUAGUGAAAAAUCCGAAAUAAUUAAUGGCUACAAUUGCAAAGUGUACGGAGCUAGUAAUGUGGAGUUUGUAACAAAAACCAGAAUGGAUCAUUUAUCAGAAGAACAAAUAAAGGUGGUGGCUAAAACGUCAAGAACACCAUUCCAUAGCUUUUUGGGCUUAGCAGAAGAUGAGUAUAUAGCCAGUCCAGAUUUAGCAUCGCUGAGAGAAAAAGCACCCACACCUCAUACUGAGGAACAUAAUACAGAUGAUGGCGAAGAAGUGGCCGCCUCUAAUAGCAAUAGUCCUAAUAAUUCCGGUUCAAAUUCUCCUAAAAAUGUUAUAACACCCCAGGAGUAUUUUACACCCGAUGUAGAUUUAAAUGGUCGUGAUAUAGGGCGACCCAAAAAAGUUAACACUAAGCUUCAACGUUUCAAAGCAAAUCUAUGGCUUUGUGAAGAUUAUCCCAUGCGUCUCCAAGAACAAGUACUUCCCAUUUUAGAUCUUAUGUCCACUAUGGCCAGUCCACAUGUGUCCAAAUUAAAAGACUUUAUUACAAUGCAACUGCCUUCCGGUUUUCCAGUUAAAGUAGAAAUACCAUUAUUCCAUGUGCUAAAUGCGUGCAUUACCUUUGGUAAUGUAUUCGCCAUGACAAUGCCAAUUGAAAAUGUAACAACGAUAAAUGAAGAUGAUCGCAUAACAUGCAUAGUGGAUGAUCGUUGUUUCGAUAUACCCACACAUUACACGAAUAAGGGUACUGAUUCCAGACGGCAAAUGCCUUUAGAUGAGGAUGAUAUGCUGCAAUAUGCUAUAGAACAGAGUUUGGUGGAAUCUUCUGGUGGUGCCUGUGGCUUAAAUCUUGAUGGCACUUCUACGGAUAAGGUUGAUAUAUGGGAGGCCUUAAGAGGUCAAGGUGUGGGUGCCGAUGAUGAAGAAGAUGAACAAUUGCAGAGAGUUUUACAAGAAUCUUUAUGUGCUGUCAAUACAACGGGUGGCUCACCCGUUUCCGAAGAUGAUGAUGACGACGGUGGCUUUAAAUUUAUAGAUCCGGAUUUAGCGUUGGCUUUGCGUCUCAGCCAACAGGAUCAGCAGCAAUAUGAAUUGGAACGUCAACGUGAACAGGAGAUGAUAGAACAAGCUUUAAAAUUAAGUUUACAAGAACAUUAGAAAUAAGUUUAUACAUUUAUUUUCAUUUGUUUUUGUAUAUUUUACGUUUAUUCCUUUAAAUUAUUUUUUUGUUUCCUUUUGAGUUUUAGAACUCAACUAAAAGGUUGUGUUUACUUUUUUGUAGUUUUGUUUGUAAUUUUGUUAAAUAAUCCGCUCUAAAAUCUUGGAUUUAAGGCAAUAUUAUAUAUAUUAUUUUAUAUAUGUAGCUUUGUAUACAACAUACCUUUAGUUUUUGAUUUCGAUUUUAUUAUUUAAAUGCCUUCGUAUGAUGUUGUGGUUUCUUUCCUUUUUUUAUGCCAAAUUUAUGUUAAAUAAAUGUUAUUUUUAUUUAUACAUAUUUACAUGUAGGUAAUGUAUGUAGAGAAAAGAGAUCAGAUCAAGAGUCAUCUUAAGAAUCAACAAUUAAUUAUUAUAUACACUUAAUAUUAUUUUUACUUUGUAUACUUAAUGAAAUAAUAUACAUAUGUAUUUAUAUACACAUACAAAAUAUACAUUUAAGUACACAUUAUAUACACCAAUGCAUACAACAAAAACACACACACACCAUACACUUCUUAUAUAUAUAUAUAAAUUACAAUACAUUAAAAAAACAACUAUUAUAUUUUAAUUUGUUAUAUUAUUAUAAUAAAAGUAAUAAAUGAAAAAAAGAAUAAAUAAAAACAACAAACUUAAAAUCAGAAAUAAAUCUUUAAAACAUCAUUUGAAAAAUAACUAAUAAAA
This is a messenger RNA of Calliphora vicina (urban bluebottle blowfly), 2964 nucleotides long. RefSeq names its product ankyrin repeat domain-containing protein 13D. The transcript is spliced from 10 exons. Gene Ontology annotation, cellular component: cytoplasm. Gene Ontology annotation, molecular function: protein binding. The coding region runs from base 349 to 2244 and encodes 631 amino acids. The record is from RefSeq and is a predicted model, not a curated record. NCBI's taxonomy places the organism in Eukaryota, Metazoa, Arthropoda, Insecta, Diptera, Calliphoridae.